This is a messenger RNA of Anthostomella pinea, 1554 nucleotides long. Lineage: Eukaryota; Fungi; Ascomycota; Sordariomycetes; Xylariales; Xylariaceae. The record is from the annotation of a GenBank genome assembly.
AUGGCAGGCGACGCUACCGAGGAGCAGCCCCAGCCUUUCGACGCAAAGCGCCUCGACUCAGCCAAGAGACGCAAGCACUCCGACUCCCCCAUCGCCAACGGCGGUAGCAGCAGCAACAGAGGCAACUCCCGCGGGGAUGACAGCCAUAACAGAAACGGCAAGAAGCCAAGCUUACACGACGAGGGCGAGUACCCUCAGCCUUUCGACGCCAAGAAACUCGAACCAGCCAAGAAGCGACAGCGUUCAACGUCGCCCUCUGACGCGCCACGCAGGCAAAAGCGCCCCGGCCAGCGCGCGCGUAUCUCCAACUCCGAGGCAGCAUCCAUACGGCAACGGGCGGAGCAGCGGGAGCGUGAAGCGGCGGCCAGCAUCGGGGCGGCCGUGGCGCAGGGCGGGGGCCCGGGAGGACUGAGAGGCAUCAAUGAGAUCGUGCGCGAGCACUACAAUGCCGUGCCGGAGCGGGGUCGCGACUGGCGCAAGACGGGUUCGCGCAUCAAGGGCCUGCGUGUGUUCAACAAUUGGGUCAAGAGCACGCUGAUCCAGAAAUUCUCGCCCGACGAGGACCACACGCCGGGUGCGCACGAGCGGGGUCGCGACAUGGCUGGGGAACGCGGCCACGAGCUGCUCGUGCUUGACAUUGGGUGCGGCAAGGGCGGCGACUUGGGGAAGUGGCAGCAGGCGCCGCAUCGCGUGCAGCUGUACGUCGGGCUGGACCCCGCCGACGUGUCCAUCGACCAGGCCAAGGAGCGGUUCCGAAGCAUGGGAAGCCAUGGCGGUGGCGGGCGUGGUGGUCGGGGCGGUCACCGGGGUGGUCGACAGCAGCAGCAUCUGUUCGACGGGCGGUUCUACGCCAAGGACUGCUUCGGCGAGUCGAUUGGCGAUAUCGAUGUUAUACAACAGGUUGGGUUCGACCCCACGCCAAUGGGAAGGAGCGGCUUCGACAUCGUCAGCAUGAUGUUUUGCAUGCACUACGCGUUUGAGAGCGAAGAGAAGGCUCGUAUGAUGCUGCAAAACGUAUCUAGCUCGUUGAAGAAGGGUGGACGCUUCCUGGGGUGCAUCCCUAACUCCGACGUUAUCGGUGACCGGGUAACCAAGUUCAACGAGCGCGCUGCGGCGAAGAAGAAGAAGAGCGAGUCCACCGAGGAAGCCGCUCCCUCGACCGAAGAGAAAGAAGAGGGAGAGGCCGAAGAUACAGCUGAGUGGGGCAACGAGCUGUACCGCGUCAGAUUCCCCGGCAAGACACCCGAAGACGGCAUCUUCAGACCGCCUUUCGGCUGGAAGUACAGCUUCUUCCUCGACGAGGCGGUCGAGGAGGUGCCCGAGUAUGUGGUUCCCUGGGAGGCAUUCAGAGCUAUUGCCGAAGACUACAACCUAGAGCUGCAGUAUCAUCAAAGCUUCCGUGAUAUAUGGGAGACGGAGAAGGACGACCAUAUACUGGGACCCUUGAGCGAGCGCAUGGGUGUUCGCGAGCGAGGCAGAGGGCCGUUGUUGGUAUCCCCUGAGGAGAUGGAGGUUGCCAACUUUUACGUGGCAUUCUGCUUCUAUAAAGUUUAG